AUGGGAUUAUUAGAAUUAGAUGUUCCAUUUGAUGAUGACAUGGAAAAAGGUAUUUCAGUUAUGACUGAAAUGCCUCAAGAGUCCUUUCAUUCCAUGCAAGAUGACUGGAAACUGGAAAUUCAACAAAUGUUUGAUGAGUUGAGAACAAAGGAAAAGGAGCUGCGCUCCCGGGAGGAGGAGCUGACGCGGGCCGCCCUGCAGCAGAAGUCGCAGGAGGAGCUGCUCCGGCGGCGGGAGCAGCAGCUCGCCGCGUGGGAGAUCGACGUGCUGGAGCGAGAGCUCAACAUCCUCAUCUUCCAGCUGAAUCAGGAGAAGCCCAACGUCAAGAAGAGGAAGGGCAAGUUUAAGAGGAGCCGCCUGAAGCUCAGAGACGGCCACCGCAUCAGUUUACCUUCAGACUUCCAGCACAAAAUAACGGUGCAGGCGUCCCCCAACUUGGACAAACGAAGAAGUCUGCAUAGCAGCAGCUCCAGCCCGCCCAGCAGCACGGUGAUCCCCGCCUCCGAUGAAAGCAAUAAAACUUGGGGCAGAAACACCGUCUGUCGACAAGAAGAAUUUGAAGAUAUAAAAAGGAAUUUCAAGAAAAAGGGUUGCACCUGGGGUCCAAAUUUGAUUCAAAUGAAAGAAAGAACUGAUUGCAAAGAAAGAAUAAGACCUCUCUCAGAUGGCAACAGUCCUUGGUCAACCAUAUUAAUAAAAAAUCAGAAAAUCAUGCCAUUGGCUUCAUUAUUUGUGGACCAGCCAGGUGCUUGUGAAGAGCCAAAACUUGCCCCUGACGGGUUGGAACACAGAAAACCAAACCAGAUAAAAUCGCCAACUCAGGCCUACAUCGAUCUACCUCUUUGGAAAGAUGGCCAGAGAGAGAACCCAGUGGAACCCGAAAGCUGGGAGGAGGGAACCCCAGUGAGCCCUGCUGCCGACACUCCUCAGGGGAGCCCUCCAAACAGUCUGAGCAGAUCCCCACAGAGAAAGAAAACGGAGUCCUCUCUGUACGGCUGCACCAUGCUGCUGGCAUCGGUGGCCCUGGGCCUGGACAUAAGGGAGCUCACGAAAGCACAGGCUCCUGAAGACCCGUUGCCUAAGGAAGACAGGAAGAAACGUGAAGGCAUCUUCCAGCGGGCACCGAAGUCCCGCCGCAGUGCCAGCCCUGCCGCAAGGCUGCUGGCCGCGGGCGAGGGAGCCGGCAGCACCCCCUCACUCCCACCGUUCACCACUGCAAACCUCCUGUCGGCGCCUUCCCUCUCCACCAAGUGCCUGCUGCAGGCCGCCGGCGAAGACUCCUUCGAGAGCAGCACGCACAUCUCUUGUGCCCCUCGGGCGCCCACCCCAGACCCCUGCGCUGCCUCUGGAGGGAGGAGUCGGAAGUCCACCCCUGUGCCCGGACUGGAGACCAGCCGUGACGGGUGGGGAAACCUGCCUCCUCCUUCGCGGAGCGACACGGGGGGGGGGACUGCAGCGUCUCACGCUGCUGCUUCCAGAGAGAGAGCGGCUCGUCACCGCAGGACCACGUCUGACGGAAGCGCUCCCCGGCCCCCAGCUGGUGCAGCCCUCAUCUCAGCCCCCGGAGCCUCUGAACUGCCUCCUGAGUGGGUUUGGGGGAUGCCCCCCUCCCUGUCUGGACCUCACAGUGACCUGCCAAGUGAGGUCCCACCUGAGAAGCAAAGAGCUGUCCAUAUGGUGCCGCUGCCUCGCCCUCCCCCUCUAAGAAGCCGAGGAGGUGCCCUGCAGGCCUUCCCGCCGAGCACAGAGCCUCAGCCCUCACAGGCUGGCCCUGCAGUGGGUGGUCCAGGACCAGCCCACAGCUGUCCUCGCGGCCCCAAGAAGAGGACUCAGCCCCACGUGCCCUCCUUACUGGACACCGACGUGGAAGGCCAGAGCCGGGACCGCACGGCGCCUCUGUGCAGGAUGAGAGGCAGAGUGAGCCGACUGUCUCUGCACGAACUCGAGAAAGAAUUUCGGUCUUAA
This is a messenger RNA of Cervus elaphus (red deer), 1965 nucleotides long. Its product is annotated as mitogen-activated protein kinase kinase kinase 21-like. The record is from RefSeq and is a predicted model, not a curated record. NCBI's taxonomy places the organism in Eukaryota, Metazoa, Chordata, Mammalia, Artiodactyla, Cervidae.